ACACUAACGUUUCAUAUGUAGCCCAAUCCCGCGAACUGAAAUAAUGAUGGGCAGCGCUUGGUCCGAGCUAUUUACGCUCGACAGACUGUGGUCUGUCACCCGUUGCACGAUUGGCAUCAUUCUAGAAGCCCGCCAGUGCUUUAGUGCUAACCCGAUUGGAUGUUUACAGUCUACAUAAGUAUGUACUACUCUGUAGACUGCGGGGAGGGCCGUAUAGGCAGACUGCCGUGACACUCGAUCGCGAUAAUCGAUAAUCGCUGGACUCCGCCCCGCCAAAAGACUCGGAGAGCCCCGAUGCGGGGGCAAUGACCUCAAGAUCUAUUAUAUCUACAAUGUGUCUACACCGUUGACAACCUACCUACUUCCAGCUUCGCUAUCUAGAAUAAUCAGUCCACUACUGCAACUGUAAGCAACAAUGCCACCUACACUCCCACCGGCCUCCUCCUUAAAGGAGCAGCCACAAGAGCAACAAUUCCAAGCUCUAGAUACCCUCUUCGAAUCCUCACCAGAGCUUCACACCCUCAUGGCCCCGGUCCUCGCCAACCAAACGUUCUCAUCCUACGCAAGCUUAAUCGACGCAGUUGGGGGCCGGAUGUCGGCGCUCUCGGCCGCAAAUUCGCCGACCGACAGGGACAUUCUUGUAGGGAUUCUCGGGUCGCAUCCCCGCUUGGGACAGCCGAAGACAGCCGCUGCUGGCGGCGGCGGCGCAGAACAUCUCAGCGAACUGAGCAAAAAAGAGCAGGCGAAUUUGAAUACGGGUGCGGAGGAACAGGCAGAGAAACUGCGCGCGCUGAAUGCUGAAUAUGAAGAGAAGUUCCCAGGGCUGCGGUUUGUGUAUGUGAUAUUGGUACUAUUACAUGGGCUGUUUAUUAUUCGGUGCUAAUUGUUUCUCCAACAUGGAAACAGGACGUUUGUGAAUAAGCGAAGUAGGGAUGUGAUUAUGGAGGAAAUGCGCAAGAGGAUUGAUCGGGGCGAUUCUGACAAAGAGGUCGAGGAGGUCAUCCAGGUGAGUCAUUUACAACGUGUCCAUACAGCGCGGAGACAUUCUUAUCUCGUGGCAGGCCAUGUGUGAUAUCGCCAAAAGUCGGGCCGGGGAGUUGGUAUAGACCCUGACAAGGACGCUUGGACGGGAGGGAGCCGCUGGAGCUGA
Messenger RNA from Aspergillus versicolor CBS 583.65, 1150 nucleotides. RefSeq names its product 2-oxo-4-hydroxy-4-carboxy-5-ureidoimidazoline decarboxylase. The coding region runs from base 416 to 883 and encodes 155 amino acids. The record is from RefSeq and is a predicted model, not a curated record. NCBI's taxonomy places the organism in Eukaryota, Fungi, Ascomycota, Eurotiomycetes, Eurotiales, Aspergillaceae. The transcript has a single exon.